Parnassius apollo (apollo) is the source of this 354-nucleotide messenger RNA. The record is from the annotation of a GenBank genome assembly. NCBI's taxonomy places the organism in Eukaryota, Metazoa, Arthropoda, Insecta, Lepidoptera, Papilionidae.
AUGUCUGGAACAAGAACCCAAUUAGCUGAUUCAUCAACGUCGCCAACAUUGAGUGAUGGACGGCGUUUAGAUUACGGUAGCCUGAAGUUUGCUUACGUGGACGGGUCUGACGACGAGGGCGGAUCUGUGACCCCCGAGCUUCCGUCGUGCGUGUAUGCUGCAGCUAGAGGCAGACUACAAUUACCUCUAGCAGCCUAUGUACACCAGCAUACCAGACAACUACACUCAGAUGCUUUGUUGGAGUCAGCAGUGGAGCCGGACUACCAAUGCGGAGGCUCUCCAUAUCGUGUUCAGCGCGCUGCAGCAAACGUACGGGAGCGAAGACGCAUGCUGAGGUCCGGCCCCAAUGGGUAG